GAAAAUGCAGAUGGGUUCCAUAUCUUUGCUUUGUUUGGUUUCUAUUUUGCUUAUAAACAUUGGUGUUACUAGAGCAACUAUAUGUUAUGACACAGGGAAUUUCACAAGUAAUAGCACCUAUGAGAAGAACAGGAACCUGAUUCUCUCAUCUCUUGCUUCUAAUGUCACUCUCCAUGAUGGUUUUUUUUAUACUUCAAGUAUUGGCGAAGAGCCGGACAAAGUUUAUGCUCUUGUGAAUUGUAGAGGAGAUUCUUCUGCAGAACAGUGUGCUAAUUGUGUAAGUUCUGCAGCUAAAGAUAUUGUGAAUACAUGUUUGAACCAGAAAGAAGCAGUUGCUUGGGGAGGGAGUCCUCAAUGCAUUGUACGCUAUUCGAACCGCUUGAUUUUCGGAGAAAUGGAGGAGGAACCUAUGGCUGCGGGAAGCAGUGAGAAUAAUAUGACGGUGAACAUGACUCAUUUUGAUCAGACUUGGGAGAGUUUGAUGAAUCAGUUGUUGAGAAAAGCUUCUACAAGUAAGUUUGCAACCGGAGAAGCAAAUUUGACGAACUUUGUGAAGAUAUAUGCACUCAUGCAGUGUACUCCUGAUAUUUCACAGACUGAUUGUGGCACUUGUCUACUCCAAUCUGUAGCCUACUAUGAGGCUCACUACCAUGGCAAGUCACGUUGCCUUGUUAUGAAACCUAGCUCUGGAAACGAGAUUUCAGUGGUGGAAUCUUUACAAUUAGACUUGCAAUACAUUGUAGCUGCAACAAUCAAUUUCUCUGAAGGAAACAAGAUUGGUGAGGGUGGAUUUGGCAGUGUGUACAAGGGUGCACUUCAUAAUGGACAGAUGGUAGCUAUUAAGAGGCUAUCAAGAAGCUCAGGUCAAGGAUUAGAAGAAUUUAGGAAUGAGGUUGUAUUGGUAGCCAAGCUUCAACAUAGAAAUUUAGUGAGGUUAUUGGGAUUUUGUGCAGAAGAGGAGAAAUUACUUGUCUAUGAAUUUGUGCCCAACAAAAGCCUCGACUACUUCCUUUUUGAAGGGCAAUUGGAUUGGUCGAUGCGUUGCAAGAUUAUAGGAGGAAUUGCACGAGGAAUCUUGUAUCUGCACGGGGCUUCUAGACACAAAAUCAUACAUCGUGAUCUCAAAACUAGUAACAUUCUGCUCGAUGAAGACAUGAACCCUAAGAUAGCAGAUUUUGGCAUAGCGAGGAUUUGUGGGAUGGACCAGAGUCAAGGAAAUACAAGCAGAAUUGUUGGCACAUAUGGUUAUACCCCAGAAUAUGCAUUACAAGGACACUUUUCGGUAAAGUCUGAUGUGUACAGCUACGGAGUUUUAAUACUGGAGAUCAUAAGCGGCAAAAAGAACAGUUCUUUCUAUCAAUCAGACUAUUCCGAAGACCUCUUGAGCUAUGCGUGGAGACUUUGGAGUGAUGGAACACCAUUGGAGCUAACGGAUCAAGCUCUAGGCAAUUCUUUUCAGCGAAAUGAGGUCACUAGAUGCAUCCAUAUCGGAUUAUUGUGCAACCCCGUUUUUAAUCCUAAUACAUAUUGCUUUUUAAAAGUUUUAUUAGGAAUGAAAUUGCAAGAAAAGGAAGCUGCUGGGUUUGCAUGUGACAAGGGGCAAAAUCUGGAGGUUUAUUUGAAAGAAAAGCUGAUGUGGUAG
Messenger RNA from Pistacia vera, 1642 nucleotides. RefSeq names its product cysteine-rich receptor-like protein kinase 11. Gene Ontology annotation, biological process: protein phosphorylation. The record is from RefSeq and is a predicted model, not a curated record. NCBI's taxonomy places the organism in Eukaryota, Viridiplantae, Streptophyta, Magnoliopsida, Sapindales, Anacardiaceae. Gene Ontology annotation, molecular function: ATP binding; protein kinase activity.